Messenger RNA from Oppiella nova, 342 nucleotides. NCBI's taxonomy places the organism in Eukaryota, Metazoa, Arthropoda, Arachnida, Sarcoptiformes, Oppiidae. The record is from the annotation of a GenBank genome assembly.
AUGCAAACCAAACCCAGAAUUCUGGUCGACCUCACGGGUCGUAAUAUAGCCUGGGUUUUCAUUUCAGCCAUUAUUACAUUAUUGAGUCAUUCAAUACUCGCAUUCACUUUUAUAAAUCCCUGGUUCGCAAUGGUUUUAAUGGGAAUCGGCUAUUCAAUACUAGCCUGUGCUCUGUGGCCAAUGGUUGCUUUUAUCAUAUCUGAGCAUCAGUUAGGAACCGCUUAUGGUGUUAUGCAAUCCGUACAAAACCUUGGCUUGGCCUGUAUUGUACUCGCGGCCGGCGCUAUAGUAGACCUCAAGGGUUACAUUGUAUUGGAAGUGUUCUUCUUGAUGUGGAUUUGC